AUGGGAACUUCGCCGACCGACGCCUCGACCGGGGGUGACACCAAAUCGCCCAAACAGUCAAACAAUGCCACUCCUCCUCGUCAAGACACUGCUCCCGAAGUAAAGCAACCUGACCCGAGUUUGAAGCCCGAUGCCGACGGCGCGAAACCUCUUGGACCUCCCCCACGACCCGGACAAGCUACAGGAAACACUCCCGAUUACUUUGGCGGCGUAGCAGCUGCAUCCCUCAGUCUGGAGCCCAAUCCCUUCGAGCAGUCUUUCGGCGGCGGAGCGCCAGAGACACCCGGUGGCACAAAAUUGCCAUCUGUAGCCGCUUUGACAUCUCCAUCCUCGCUGCUUCCUGGCAGCGGUGCUACACCAUUCAACUGGGGAGGAGGCUCGCUUCGAACGGGCCCCCUGAGUCCAGCUAUGCUGUCCGGCCCUACAAGUGACUACUUCAGCGAUACGCAUCAUCUCCGAGGCGGGUUCCCUACACCGAACGAGUCUUCAUUGAGGACGGGCUUGACACCCGGAGGCAGUGGAUCUAUGUUCCCAGCCCCUAGUCCCAACUCUCAGCAAUUGUUCGCCCAGCUUGCCAGUGGUGGUGCUACGCCCAGUACGAUUGACUUCCAUCGUACGGCUUUGAGUGCUGCGGCGAAGCGUGAAACCCAGAACCAGAACCAAAACCAGCCUCAGAACCAGCAGCAACAGCCUGCUUCUUCGGUCACUUCUCAGCCGCAGGAGAUGGCCAACGGUGUCGCAGUUGUCAAAACCGAAGCAAAGCAGCCCGGUGCCUUCGACCCCCACGAUAACGACGCGGCGAACGGUCUGUUCAUGCUUGCUCAGGGUAGAAACGGAGCGCAGCCACCGGGAUACGCCCCCGCGACGCAGGCUCAGUCACAUCCGCAACCUCCGCCAGCGCCCGCCCAAAGUGUCGAGACUUCUCCCCAAAUGGGCAGCGUAAACGGUGCGGGAUCUGCCGGUGCUGGAUCUUCUGUAAGAGGCGUAAGCGAAGGUGGAAGCGCCGCCUCGGACGAGAGCGAGCAGGCUCGACCUUCUACCCGUGGCAAGGGCAAGCGUAAUUCGACCGGUGGUGGCGCGGUUACCAAUGGCCGCAGGAAGGCUGAAGAACCUCCAGCAAAGGCACCCCCAAGCAAGAAGGCCAAGACCAACCUGUCGCCUCCUCCUGACAUGAAUGGUGAUGAAAGCCACUCAGACGACGAUGAUGAUAUGAAGAAGCAUGACGACAAGGAAGGCGGCUCCAAGUCAAAGAUGACAGAUGAGGAGAAGCGGAAGAACUUCUUGGAGCGUAACAGAGUCGCCGCCUUGAAGUGUCGCCAGCGCAAGAAGCAGUGGCUGGCUAAUCUCCAGUCCAAGGUUGAGCUGUUCAGCAGCGAGAACGAUGCGUUGACAGCACAAAUAACGCAGCUCCGCGAGGAAGUUGUUAACCUGAAGACGCUGCUUUUGGCACACAAGGACUGUCCUGUCACCCAGCAACAGGGCCUCCACGGCGCGUUCAUGCAACAGGCCAUGGAGCCCUUCAACCCCCAGAUGAACCCGUACGGCAUGGGUGCGCCUAUCCCCCAGCAGCAAGUUUUGGCAGCCGGACAGGGCGUCCAGCGACGUUUCUCAUGA
Molecule: messenger RNA, 1614 nt
Organism: Colletotrichum aenigma
Lineage: Eukaryota; Fungi; Ascomycota; Sordariomycetes; Glomerellales; Glomerellaceae
Gene: atf1-0
Product: Transcription factor atf1
Exons: 3
Coding region: 1-1614 (537 amino acids)
Biological process (GO): regulation of transcription by RNA polymerase II
Molecular function (GO): DNA-binding transcription factor activity, RNA polymerase II-specific; RNA polymerase II cis-regulatory region sequence-specific DNA binding
Source: RefSeq, a predicted model, not a curated record